Molecule: messenger RNA, 2340 nt
Organism: Trifolium pratense (red clover)
Lineage: Eukaryota; Viridiplantae; Streptophyta; Magnoliopsida; Fabales; Fabaceae
Exons: 14
Coding region: 288-2048 (586 amino acids)
Source: RefSeq, a predicted model, not a curated record
AUUUGUGACGUGCGAGAUAGUGAUUUAUCAUUUUUCUGUUUCUGAACGAAAAUAAAGAAGAACAAGUUGGAAACACACAAGUCCCACCCACCUCGCUCUUUUUCUCUCCUUUACUUCUCUGUCUCAUAACCGUCAUCACCCUCUCUCUCUCUCUCUCUCUCUCUCUCAUUUGCCCCUUCAAAUAUAUAUACGAAUUAUUGAUUGAUCGUGAUACGUGUUAUUGAACCUUGAAAGCAUAUUUGCUUCAAGGGUUCAAAGUUAUACCAUCAGCUUGAUCCUUUGAAUCUAUGGAACAGCUUGUCAACUUCAUCAUUCGUCCACCAAGAGCUGAAUAUGACCCCAAAAGUGAUUUAUUAGAGGAAGAGUUCUUGCUGAGAGGGAAGUGGUACCAACGAAAGGAUGUAGAGUUAAAAAACAGUCGGGGUGAUGUUCUUCAAUGCAGCCAUUACAUUCCUAUUGGCAGUGCUGAAGGAAAGCCUCUUCCUUGUGUAAUAUAUUGUCAUGGAAACAGUGGAUGUAGGGCUGAUGCCAGUGAAGCUGCUAUAAUUUUACUCCCUUCAAAUAUUACGGUGUUCACUCUGGAUUUCUCGGGAUCUGGACUUUCUGGAGGGGAGCAUGUCACUCUAGGCUGGAAUGAAAAGGAUGAUCUAACGGCUGUGGUGAACUAUCUGAGGAAUGAUGGAAAUGUCUCUUUAAUUGGCUUGUGGGGCCGCUCAAUGGGAGCUGUAACUUGCCUUAUGUAUGGAGCUGAGGAUCCUUCAAUUGCAGGGAUGGUUUUAGAUAGUCCCUUCUCUGAUUUGGUUGAUUUGAUGAUGGAACUUGUAGAUACAUAUAAAGUCCGUCUGCCAAAGUUCACUGUGAAGUUUGCAAUCCAGUACAUGCGAAGAACAAUCCAAAAGAAGGCAAAAUUUGACAUAGCAGACCUCAAUACUAUUAAGGUAGCAAAAUCUUGUUUUGUUCCAGCUCUAUUAGGGCAUGCCAUUGAUGAUGAUUUUAUACAGCCCCAUCACUCAGAUCGUAUAUUUGAGGCUUACAUGGGAGACAAAAACAUAAUUAAAUUUGAGGGAGAUCACAAUUCUCCACGUCCUCAGUUUUACUUUGAUUCCAUAAACAUAUUUUUUCACAAUGUUCUGCAACCUCCCGCGGAUGAGGUUGGCCAAUCAUUUUUUGACCCUGUGAAUGAUUACUUUGGUAAGAAUGCAUGGAGAUCUGGGCAUGAAUUAGGCUACAAAAAUGAAUCAUCAUCUAAAACCAAAGAAGCAGAACCAUCAACUAGCAGUACUGUAGAGGCUAUUGAGGAAGUCCGUUCAAGACGACCAAUGAGUAGGAUGGAGGUUCCAUCUGAUAUUUCUUCUAAAGAUGGACAGUGCGUAAAUGAGGAAGAGAAAUGUGGUGAUACAUCCCCAUCGUCUUCAUCCAUGAUAAGCUUUGAGUUGUCAAAUGGUCAUCCUUAUGAUCCCCAAGCACCCACCAUGUUGGAUGACAAUCAGUUUGUGGAAUAUCAACUUGAAGACCUUGCAGGUUUUCCAUCCAGUGCAGAGGAGGAAGAAAGAAUGUUAAUGGAAGCAGUAAUGAUGUCACUGAAGGACCUGGAAGUACAAAAUCCGAAGGCAGAACAACCACCAGCACCAGCCAGUAGUGUUGCUAAUGUAACUGUAGAGUCAUCAGAUAAAAGAUCUUCUUCUCUAGUCAUACAGAGUACAGAUUCAAAAUCUAUAACCAUUUCCACCUCAUCAGAAGAACCUGUACCGUUGAAAGCUGAGCCAAAUACCAUUGCAGCAAAAAGUUUGGUGUCUGAGCCAAGUCUAACUGGGGGAGCGCAACCGCUGUCACCCCAGGUCCACACAUUAUCGGUAACUGAGUCUAGCAGUACAAGUGGUUCAGGUCGCAGUGAUAGUUCUGCUAGUUUACAAAGUUCAUCAGAUGCUGACAUAUCACAUAAUACGAAAGCCACAGUAACUGUUGUUAAGAAUCCUACUGGCCAUGUCAUGGAUGGCUUAAUGCGUCGUUGGGAUUUCAAUUUUUUCAAAAAUAGUAACAACCGGUGAGACUGAGAGGUUCUCUUUUAUUCAUGGUUGGUUAUACUUGUUUUUGUAACUAAAGAAAGAAAAAGAAAAUCAUAGUUUGCAUCAAAGAAAAAUGAAACAUGAUGGGUAGCAAUUAUCUGAAAUAGUUUGCUCGUGUGUAAAUUUAGUAAUGCUCAUAUUCUCAUCUAACAAAUUAUCCAAUAUUCUUUGGCUGUAAGUGAGAAUUGUCAUAGUUUGCUUAGAUUUUGUGAAUUUAAAUAGGGUGUCAAUCUUUUUCCUGUAUUAUAGUUAACAAAGAUUCUGGGAUUUCUCA